GGACGGGGAGGGUCCUCGGUCAGCUGUCGUGAGCCUCCGAGCACUUUCUGGACUUUGUAGACCGGUAAAUCACAUAUAAACCAGUGGAACGAGUUUACAUCGUCAGUAAACUUCUAGGAGCCUUACGUGCGCGCGGUAUUACGCGUAAACUUGGGUGCGUAAUUAAGCGCCUUGAGACUUUUUCAAACUGCGUUCUUUUUCAUUCGUUUUGAACGAAAAAGUCACUUUUUUCCCAGUUUCACGAUGGCAGAGGGGGAUUACUACACUAUGGGCAACCGGCAGAGGAUUCCGAGGGAUCCGUUUCGCGAACAGUCGCUCUCAUCUCGAUUCAUGGACGAUGACUUUGGACUGCCGCCUUUUCACGACGAGUUAUCUAUGGACUGGCCCGGCUGGGCGCGACCUCGACUGAGCGCCCGCCUUGACGCGCCGUGGACGGGCCCCUUGCGCUCGGGCUUCCCGCGGGGCUUCAGCGCCAGAUACGGCGAGGGUCCGCGCAGAGCCAGCGCUCCUCCGUGCAACCCGGACGAGCCGUGGAAAGUGUGCGUGAACGUGCACAGCUUCAGACCCGACGAGCUUAAUGUCAAAACUAAAGACGGUUUUGUAGAGGUGUCAGGGAAGCACGAGGAAAAGCAGGACGAGGGAGGAAUCGUCACCAAAAACUUCACGAAGAAAAUUCAGUAAGUGUCGUGAUUGUAUCAAAAGUUUUCCGGAGGCUUCUAGAAUGAUGAAGCGACUUCCCGAGGAAUGUCACUCGGAGUUAUUAAAGCGACACAAAGCCUUCCCGCUCCUCCACCCACCCCGACCUCUCCGCUUUCUUCUCGCUCUUCAGAGUCACGGCAGACGAAAAGAAUCAAAGUUCGGAGAUAAAAUAGAAAAGGAAACUCUUGUUAGGCUCAGACAACAUAUCGUGUAGCUCUGAUGUCUGCAGUAAUUAAGCGACAUAGUGAUUUGAUUUUUCUUUUCUUUUUUUUCGUCGCCGUGCUGUUUCUCUGACAGACACCGAGAAAGAAACUCUAAGAAAGAAAAGGAAUUAAAUUAUUGAACAAACGCGGCGCUAUUUUAGCAUUCUAACGCAAGAG
Messenger RNA from Puntigrus tetrazona (Sumatra barb), 1079 nucleotides. Its product is annotated as heat shock protein beta-8-like. Lineage: Eukaryota; Metazoa; Chordata; Actinopteri; Cypriniformes; Cyprinidae. The record is from RefSeq and is a predicted model, not a curated record. Gene Ontology annotation, molecular function: protein homodimerization activity. Gene Ontology annotation, biological process: cellular response to unfolded protein. Gene Ontology annotation, cellular component: nucleus; protein folding chaperone complex; cytoplasm. The transcript is spliced from 2 exons. The coding region runs from base 244 to 681 and encodes 145 amino acids.